AUGGAACUGCGCGAGGCGGGAAAAUCCCCGACAUCGCCUCACGCUGACAGCCCAUACUCCCAGCCCAACUCUCCUCCAUUCCGCAUCUGUCCCGUCCUGCAACAUCCAACGGAGGCAUACUGCGCACUGGGCUCCGCCAUGCAAACCAAUGUCGUUGCUCGGCGCACCCAGUUCUCCAGUUGUGACGAGUGCCGUCGAUCCAGAGUGGGUUGCGACGCUCUGAGCCGCAGCAAUGAGACUGGCGACUCGUCUGCUUCUUGCACCCGGUGUUUGAAUCGCAACCAGCAAUGUACAUUCAAGUGGAUGAAAGAGAAGGGCGCCGAGCCAAAGCGCCCGCCAUUGGGCCGACGCAAGCUUCGCCGGCAAUCCGAGAUAUCUAGUUGUGGUGGCCCGAAUGUCCUUAAUGACAGACAAGAUGACCGAAUGGCCUCAUCUCCUCGUGAUCCUUGGGACCCCACCAAGCCUAGGCAGACCACUGUCUCUUCGCCGGCAGCUACAGAUUCGACAACCGGUUCGAUUUCGGACUUGCUGAGCCCGCUGGAGAAUACCUGGCUUCAGGUUCUUUACCGUGAUGGAUUUGACGCCGUUUUCGGGUCUUGGAUGGGCAGGGACGGCUGUCCAUUCCUCUUUGCCGAACACAGCUUGGCAGGAAAGCAUGUCAACAUCGCCGAGGUUUGUGGUCGGCUGGACCAGUGGAUAGCCGAGAACUCUGAUGAUGAAAGGAAUAACCCUUUUCGCGCUCCAGUCCGUGAACCUCGCAUAAAAGACAGAUUGAUUGAUCAGUCAAUGCGAAGCACGAUUGCUGCUUUUUCGGCCCGAUGGCUCUACAUCACCGUCAAGGGCGAUGGGUCAGAACAACACCACCAAAACAUUGUGCUUGCCCUUUGGAGAACUGCCCGACGAGAUAUGCUUCGAGUUAUUAAUCGACCAUCUUACCGGUCUAUGCUUUCGUUGUUUUUGUUCGCGUUGACCCCAAUUCCCACUGGCAUAUCAGAGGAGGAGGAAAUUGAUGGCAUUUCAGGGCAAGCGUGCGUACAUGCGGCCUUGCAGCAGAUACAAACCUUGCGAGCGAGACAGCGAAACUUGCAGUUCAGUGGAUCAAAAGUGUCACCGUCCACGGUCAAGUCAAAAUCUGCCGUAGCUAAUCCCGAUGCCAUCGGCAGCUCGGACUUUAUUGCCGCAGAGAGUAUUGCUUACUGGGCAGCUUUAACAUUCGAUACAUCAGCAUCUUUGACUCUCAACUGUCGCCCAUUGUUAUCUUCUGGUCUGUUCGGAUUUGAUGCUGAGCUUCCUUGGCGGCUGAUACGAACUAGCGCCAAAAUGUUUUACGAAAUGACAAAGACUUGGCGGGCUGACGGAGUCAUUGACAUGACAGAUGAACGAGCAAACCAAAUUAUUGCCAGCGGAAGUGCAUGGAAACUUCUUGCUUGGAAGCUGACAUCAGUCUUCAAAGAGGCUCUGCGCGACGGACAUAAUGAAUCGGAAGUCAGUAGAGCGUUCGGCUUCGUCACUGGCGCAGUUCAACAGUUCGAUGACGUCUUCCGACGCCCUUUGGAGGCGUGUCAAAGGCGAAUGCACUUUCUCGGACAACAAACAAAACUUCGCUGGUACUCCUUAAUGUUGCAUUACCAUCUUAGCAUUUUGAUGUUCAUUGACAUCAUUGAAGCUACUGAACGAUACGACUUGUUGGCUAGCGUGACUGAGACCAACGCCGACGCAGAAAACGCUGUUAUGAAUGCCCUGGUUUUUGGACUUCAAAACUCUUUUACCAUGACUGUAGCAUCAGCCUCCAGUCAACAAGAUGCCGACGAAGCGUUCGAGGCAUCUUUCACUGUACCCAUCAUAUCCAUCGAUCCAUACCCGCAUCAUGUUGUUGCUGGUGUCCAGCUCAUACGGAAAGCUAUUGACAGGGACUUGAAACAAGGGAAGAUUACUGAUGAAUCGCAUACAAGUCUUCGAUCUACACUGGAAGCGGCGCUAAGCCAUCUUCCCCAAAGCUCCAAGUCUGUGCAGGCAGCACGGAACCGAUCUUCUGAGAUGGGAACACCGGAUGCGAUAUUGUCGCGCCAAGAUCCACCCAAAGCUCGGACGCAAUGCAACACAAAGCCAUGUGCACGGCUGGCGAGGUCAUCGGUGACCGUUCUCGGAGCAGGUUCACAAGGUAGACGCCUUGCUUACAUGUGGUCAAGCAGAGGCAACGAUGUCAACUUGAUUGAUGGGAAACCAAGUCAACUCCGGGAAAGCAUUGAGAGCGUUAAUCAACUGCGAUCCCAACUUGAUCCGAAUGGCAACUUUGGCAAAGUGCGUGCACAUUCGCCAGAUUUCAUGAGAGCUUCCCUGGUUGAAUCAUGGCUCGUGGUCGAGUGCAUUCCCGAACGCUUGCGCCUGAAGCAGGAAGUUGUAACCCAACUUGAUGCCUUGGCGCCAGAAGACACGAUCAUUGCAUCUAAUUCUAGCAGCUAUACUUGCUCUGAAAUUGUCUCUGGGCUAUCUCUGAAUAAUGUGAAACGGGUUUUGAGUGCUCAUACGUACUGGCCACCGGAAACCACAGGUAACUGGAGAUUGUUUCACAAGUAUUGGGUUCAAAUAUGGGCUGCCAUCAAGCGAGAAGCGCUCCUGACAGCAGCGGAGGGCGCGGGCACACCAGAGGAAAUCGACGCCAUUUUUAGAGACGUAUUGAAGACCGGAAAGGGUCCAUUUGAGCUUAUGGAUAUUGUCGGCCUCGACGUAGUGCUCGAUAUUGAGCAUCAUUAUGCUGCUGCGAGAAGAGAUAUCCCGGAAGAGCCAAGAAGCUAUCUGGCCAGUUACCUUGAGAAUGGACAUCUUGGCGUGAAGAGUGGACAGGGAUUCUACAGAUAUGACAGCUCUCCAUCGAUGCAGCUAGCAAGCCAUCAGGAGAUUGCAUCUACUACAGCCACGUGA
Molecule: messenger RNA, 2922 nt
Organism: Metarhizium acridum CQMa 102
Lineage: Eukaryota; Fungi; Ascomycota; Sordariomycetes; Hypocreales; Clavicipitaceae
Biological process (GO): regulation of DNA-templated transcription
Molecular function (GO): zinc ion binding; DNA-binding transcription factor activity, RNA polymerase II-specific
Source: RefSeq, a predicted model, not a curated record